Molecule: messenger RNA, 1296 nt
Organism: Lycium barbarum (goji berry)
Lineage: Eukaryota; Viridiplantae; Streptophyta; Magnoliopsida; Solanales; Solanaceae
Product: NDR1/HIN1-like protein 13
Exons: 4
Coding region: 314-1135 (273 amino acids)
Cellular component (GO): plasma membrane
Source: RefSeq, a predicted model, not a curated record
UACCUUUAUGCACAUAGAUUUAGUGCAAGUUCUCUUUUAAGAAGGCCUCCUCAAGAAGACUCCAUUUCACAUAUCUUUUCCAAGUGUUUCAAUAAGAUCAAGAAGAAAUAACAAAGAGGAGAGAAUUGUGUUGUGUUGAUUUUCAUCCAUAUACUUGCAAGUUGCAGUUGUUGUGUCUUGAGACUGAGGCCACUAGUUGGAGUUAUCAGGGUGCAGAGCUGUUUGACUGAUCCGCAACACCAGCAGACUCCACAUAUAUACAUAAUAUUCAUAUUUAUUCAGUUUUUUGUAUCUAUAGAUUGGUGAAUACGGGAUGGCUGAUCGAGUCCACCCUAUGGAUAUAGCAUCAACGUCGAGCAAUCCACCAUCGUCAAACAACUCCGGGGAAGUAAUAGGUUCACCUAGAAAACCAUCGUAUCCAUCUCCGGCGAAACCGGUGCCACCACCACCACCCGGAACUUACGUAGUACAAGUUCCAAAGGAUCAAAUUUACAAGUAUCCUCCACCGGAAAAUUCUCGCAGAUAUGAAUCUCUCACUAAACGGAAACCUCGCCGGAGUUGCUGUUGCCGUUGUCUUUGCUUCACUUUUUCCGUUAUCCUUAUCCUCAUUAUAUCAUUGGGAAUCACUGCUGGCGUUCUAUACCUUGUGUACCGCCCUGAAGCACCAAAGUACAACAUUUCAAGCAUGACUAUUAAGAAUUUCAACGUAACGGCAUCAGCUACUAUCUCGCCAGAGUUUAACAUCUCCGUUAGAGCUGAAAAUCCCAACAACAAGCUCGGAAUUUACUACCGGAAAGGAAGCUCCGUUACGGUGAUCUAUUCCGAUGUUGAUCUCUCCACCGGCAUAUUACCGGCGUUUUAUCAGCAGGCUAACAAUGUAACGGUUUUUCAAACGGUGUUAAAAGGUUCGAACGUUAUGCUUGGAAGCACCGUUAAGUCGACGUUAAGGAAUGAAGUGAGGAAAGGGAAAGUGCCGUUUAGAGUGAAUAUUAAAGCACCCGUUAAGAUUAAGAUUGGCGCCAUUAAGACUUGGGAAAUCACCGUUAAAGUUAACUGUGAUGUAACGGUGGAUGCCUUGACUGUUAAGUCUAAACUGGUUUCUAAAGACUGUGAUUAUAGUGUGAGGCUUUGGUAGAGGGAUUUGAGACAUUUUUAAUAUUUGAUUUUAUUUAUUAUAUAUACUCAACACAUGUAGAAAGUAUAUUAUACUUUUUCUCUUUUGCUUGAGAGAAUGAAAAAUGUUAGUGAAUUCAUUUAGAGAAAUUGAAUAACAAAUAAAUUUGAAAAUUAGUUGUA